This is a messenger RNA of Vollenhovia emeryi, 4016 nucleotides long. RefSeq names its product segmentation protein cap'n'collar-like (gene cnc). NCBI's taxonomy places the organism in Eukaryota, Metazoa, Arthropoda, Insecta, Hymenoptera, Formicidae. The record is from RefSeq and is a predicted model, not a curated record. Gene Ontology annotation, biological process: regulation of transcription by RNA polymerase II. Gene Ontology annotation, molecular function: RNA polymerase II cis-regulatory region sequence-specific DNA binding; DNA-binding transcription factor activity, RNA polymerase II-specific. The coding region runs from base 1021 to 2265 and encodes 414 amino acids. The transcript is spliced from 7 exons. Gene Ontology annotation, cellular component: nucleus.
UCGUCGUCGUCGUUGCGUGCACCUCCGCGUUCCCUCCGGUACCGAUCGCCGCGAGAGACUUGGUACCGCUGUGGCUCGACGGUUCUUAUCUGCGCGGCGAAUACCCAACGACGUCGUGCUCCUCGCCGCGUGCAUUUUUCGCGCCUUACGUGACGCUCACACGUACGCCGAUCACGAAUGCAGCGAGGUGUCCGGUGCUGACGGUCGAGCUAACGUGUUUCCGGCGUGUCCUCAUCCGCGUCUCUCCGGGCUUUCCGCUCGCGGAAACACCGAGCGCGAUAACGUUCCGUCAACAGACUCGCUCCGCGAUCUCACGCGCGUCAAGUUUCGGAGUUCGAACGCGUUAUCGCGAAACGUAAUGCUCGAUAGUGGUAUUUAUCAGUCGUAGAUUCGGCGCUCGCGUUGCCGCACCGCCGCCGCUCGAUCAUACGUGACGUCUCUGACGUGAGCCAACGUACUCUUCUCUCUCCGCCGUUUCGAACGCGCACGACGUAACGGCGCAUCGUUGCAUUUUUCCUUUUUUUUUUCCCUCGGCGAGACAGAGUCCUCGAUCCUCGCCCGAGCGGUAGCGACGGUAGUUCCUGCCGGUCACGUUGCGGUCCACGAGGGGGUCCCGGGAGUGCUGCCGGUUCUGUUAGCCGAGACGCGUUAGGCGCUUCCAUUAGCUGGCCAUAAUUAAUAUGCGCUAGCGCGAGAGGCAGCGCCGAGGUGCCUUCGGUGACGAUUGUGAAAGAGAGAAAGGAACAUCUGGCGCGGAGGUGCUAAACUCCGCGGGCCUCGUCCACGCGCCAACGCCACGGACUCCGUCGAGAAGAGACACCCGGACGCGCGUAGACCUCGCUCUUUCCGAUGAAUGCCCCUCCGAGUUUAGACGAGGACAGCAGCAACGUGAGCGUAAUUAGUUCGGCGCUGUAAGACCGAGGAAGAUUAAAGUCGAGAAAGCCGUCGCGAGAAACCGUCAGGCUCCUCGAUGAGCUUGAAUGGCGACGAUGGGAGUUAUCGUAUAUAUUCCAAGUAGGCAUGUACACCAUGCGCAUGUUGGACAAUGGUAGCAACAAUGCGUCCGGGCCGACCGGUGCGGCGGCCUUACCGAGUGUCCAAACAACUGGCGGCACAACUUCGACGGCUACGGGUGUUACGACUCUACCUGGUGUAGCCGACGAAAGGAUGGACGCUUCGAGCGACAGUGCUGUCAGUAGUAUGGGCAGCGAACGCGUACCGUCUCUGUCGGACGGCGAAUGGAUGGAAACUGGAUCCAAUUCCAGCCAUACUCAGGCCGACUCCCAUUACACCAUGGAUUACGCGAGCAAAUAUCGCAUGCCAUACGACUGCAACUACACAGUGUCCGCGAGAAAUGCCGGUUCGCCGAGAUGCCAAACAGAACGAGCGGUACCACCAGUCGCACAGAAGAAACAUCAAAUGUUCGCCAAGCGAUAUUUCCAGGAGCAAGGCACUUGUUCACCUUUGGGGGCCACCGCACAUCCGACCACUCCGAUGAAAUACGACUAUGAUACUCAUACAGUUGGCGCGGGUGCACCGGGAAAUACAUAUUCUGGACCAAUCGAGGGUGCGGCCGGGCCGCAGCCAGAAAUUAAAUAUAGCUGUAGCGUGGACUUCAGUCGUCAUCAAUCGGGACGAUCUGUCAUAGAACAUGUUCAUCACAAUCACACCUAUCAUUUGCCUGCCGAGAGCUCAGGAUCUCUUCAACGUCCCAUUUCCCGCGACAAGAAAGUUCGCAAAAGCGAAGCGGAGGAACAUCUAACGAGAGAUGAGAAGAGAGCAAGAGCAUUGAGUGUACCGAUUGCAGUCAGCGACAUCAUCAAUCUCCCCAUGGACGAGUUUAACGAACGUCUCAGUAAAUAUGAUCUCAGCGAAGCCCAACUGUCUUUAAUACGCGACAUUAGGAGACGGGGCAAAAACAAAGUUGCCGCACAGAAUUGCCGCAAACGCAAAUUGGAUCAAAUCAUAAGUCUGGCUGACGAAGUGAAGGAGAUGCGAGAUCGUAAGAUAAGACUCAUCCGCGAGCGCGAGUUCAUGCUCAUCGAGCGACAACGGGUGAAAGAUAAAUUUAGCCAACUUUACCGUCAUGUUUUUCAGUCCUUACGGGAUCCUGAUGGUAAUCAAUAUCAUCCGUACGAGUACAGUCUACAACAAUCUGCAGACGGGAACGUCUUAUUAGUUCCCAGAAAUCAGACGAAUCCGCAUCAGUCGCGACAGUCUUCGAUGGAGCCGAAGACCAAACCCGAUCCUGAGCAUAAAGAAUGAACUGCUCCAGGAUCGUACGCGAUGUGAUUGAUUAUUGAAAAACCUUUGUUUUUCUUAGACAGCGCGUCCAAAAGCGUAAUGGAAACGAACACGGUGCUGGGCAGCGAAUAUCGUACGCGUUAUUAGAUUUAUUGCGUAACAAUUCGAAAGAGUAGACUCCAAUGGUUUUAGACUUGAUAUACCUCGCACUGUGUCCAAACAACGAAAUUUGUCAAGGCCAGCUUAAAUCACGACUACGUGAUUUUUGGCAAAUGACUUUGUAACACAUUUAGAGAGUUUAGUAGGAAGAAAGAUGGGAUUUAAUGAUCCUAAUGGUGAUUUUUGUGUGCAUGGGUGAUGCUACAGUUUUCAGUUACUUUGACUACCCGUGUUAAUACAUUUUCACCUUAAAAAAUCAUAACUUAUCGCAUUUUCUUUUCAUUUUCAUAAUCAAAGAUUUUUAUAUUACAGAAAAGAGAGCAUCGGGUAUCGUUGUAUUUGUUUGUACAUAAUAAUAUAUCUGUUGUCACUGUCUUUAAUAAGACCAAUAAUUAAUAGUAAAAUAAACCGAAAGCUUCAUAAUUUUCCUAUGCUUUAUUUAAGCUACGUCGAUAGAUGAUCUUAAAACACGUUUCAAGAGUUUAUACUGGCCUUAUAGCGACAUAUAAUAUUACUUGUGAAAAAAUAAUGGAAUGUGUUAUAGUAUGCGAGUUUCUCUGUGAUUGCCUAAACAAAUCACGAUGUCUAUAGCGUUAAAAAAAAUUACAACUAUUAAUAUACGUAAAUAGUAAGAAAACGUAGUAAGAUGGUUAUCAUAUUAUGGAAUCACGCACGAGAACUGUUGUGUCACCAUAAUUAAAACGACUCUAAAUUAACAUCUUAUUCCAAUUACUAUUCUUCCUGCUUUAAGCGUAAAAUAUGCUUGUUAACUUCUUAAUCUACGUAAACGUGUAACUCACACACGUGCAGUGAUAUAUUAUACAUUCAAAAAGCUCUUUUUUUAUAUUCACGAAGCGGACUUUAUCACGUUUCGACAUAAUUGCUUCUAUGAAAUGUAUCUAUGAUUAUGAUAUAUGUAAAUUGAAUCAUAUAUAUAUAUAAAUAGAAAUAAAUAUAUAUAUAUAUAAUUUAUACAUUGAAUUAUAUUUCAUAGAUCAAGAAAUACAACAAUUGUGUUGAACGUAUCCAGUGAUUUUUACCUAUCCAGUUGAUUAAAUGAUUAUUGUUAGUAAUAUACUUGAUUACCAAAAUUAUGAUACAUUCAUUCAUAAACAGUCGCGAGCAAAACGCUACGACAUUGAGUACAUCGUCUGCGUGUAACAAUGGUAGUAAAGUGAAUGUUAAUCACGCGCGUAUGUACUAUUAAAUAAAUUUUGUUGUGUUAUAAACUUAGAGUAUACGUAUGAUUUGAAGCGCUUGCAAUUCCAGAAGCGAUAGUGUCGUGAAUAUAUAAUGCAAAAUUGUAAUUAAUGUAAUGCAAAAUUGCAUUUAAUUGCGGACAAAAGUAGAGAGCGAAGCGAUAAAAGGCAAAUGAUUGAGGCAUUGAUGGGAUACAGCAAAUUUGCAGUAACUAAUCUCCGAACCAUUUUGUGUUCCAUAGAGAAAGCAGCUUAAACAGAUACUUUAAAUUUCACUACAUUCAGGUAGGCCGCAAACAAAACACAUUGUAAUGUGUAUUACAAGUAAUAUAGUAAAUAAUACAAGUGUAUGAAUAUACACUUACUGCGACGUACUGUAAUGCUACAAUAUAUUAAGAAUAGCAUUCAUUGAAA